Messenger RNA from Bolinopsis microptera, 1741 nucleotides. RefSeq lists its product as uncharacterized. Lineage: Eukaryota; Metazoa; Ctenophora; Tentaculata; Lobata; Bolinopsidae. Gene Ontology annotation, molecular function: transmembrane transporter activity. The record is from RefSeq and is a predicted model, not a curated record. Gene Ontology annotation, biological process: transmembrane transport. The transcript is spliced from 2 exons. Bases 9 to 1430 code for a protein of 473 amino acids.
AUUUGACUAUGAACUUGAAGAACUGCUGCGAUGAGAGAACUAAAAACCUUGUUGUGGCCUCGUUCUGUAUGAGUCUGUGUAUGUUUGCUGGUGCGCCAGCCGGGACAGUUCAAAAUAUAGCCCUUGCUGAGAGCACGGACAUCGACCUCUCAGUCGGAUAUCAUUCUGAGGUGGUGAAAACGGUAGCAGGUAUCGUCGCAGCAAUCAUUUUUCAUCCAGUACACAAUCUGAUUGGGAUCAAGGUCACUGCACUGCUGUCCACUGUUCUGGUGACUGGCAACUACUGGGUGAUGGUAUGGAUUGUGAAUAAGUAUAUGCUAUACUUUGGAGCUGCUCUAUGUGGAAUGGGCUGGGGAGCGUUGUGGGUCUUGUGGCCCAUGGUUGUGGUUGAAAAUUCAGCAGAAAAGAAAUCACAGAAGAAUAUGGGUUACUGGUUUAUGUCAAUGUCUAUCGGAACGUUGAUGGGGGGAUUGGCAAACUACUUUUACUUCGAAGGAGUGACAAAGAUAUCCUCAAAAAACAGGGUCAUGCUCUACACAACCUGUGCAGGAGUUACCAUGUUAACUAGUCUUGUAGCUGCUUUUGGGAUCACUGACAUAAAGAAAAGCCCAAAACGACAUCAACCACUAACAGAUGAAGAUAUCGAAACCGUUCCUCAGGAUGAUUUGGACGAAGUUACAUACUCCACCAAGGGAGGGGAAGCAGAUGUGAAUGUUAUGAUACCUAGGAAACCAUCUGGAGUGAAUAAAGUCAAAGAUUGGUUCAAAGUCAUGACUAAGAAAGCUGGAUUAAAAGAAGGUCUCGAUUGGUUCAAAGUUAUGGCGAGGAUUCCUGCAUUUUGGUUUUUGGUCAUCCCUCUUAUCUACUGGGGAUUUAUUUGGGGAUACUUCAUAAAGAUACUUCCUACAGCUACUGCAUCCAUUUCCGAUAAAAGAAACCUUAUUCCUCUCACAUCUGUAAUAAAUGGGGUAUGUUCCCUAGUUGGAACGACCACUUGGAACCUUCUCUCAAAGAUCACCAACAACAUUUUUUGCAUCAUGGUUGCUUCAGCGAUGCUCUUGUCAUCACUUAUACUUUCUAUAUUGAUCUUCCCGAAAGGUGCAGCCUCGGAGAUUUUGGCGCUUGGUUCAGCUGAGACCUACAUCACACCUGACCCCAUUCACGUUGUUGUGAUCUGUGCUUUGAUUGGGCUGGCUGACAGUGGAGUGAGCAUCAUUUACUUUUCAACAGCUGGACGGAUUUACGGAGACGAGCCAGCUCUAGGGUAUGCUACUAACGCCAUUGGCUACUAUGUAUUUUACAUCUGUUCCAUGUUUUCUCCUUCCCUAUUCGAUCUCCACACCUACUGCUACUGUAUGAUCGCAUCAGUUGUUGCAAUGUGCCUUGUAUUUCCCUUCGGACUGAGAAAAUACCUCGACAAUAUUGAAUAGGUUUGAUUGACGAUGUCAAUCCUUCGCACUCGCAGCUCGGCGCGGCCCAUAGUACUGCCUGGCUCGGUUAUGGAGCCAGACGGCGGUUGCACCAUUGCAAACUGCAAGCGCAAGGAAUAUGGUUAGACAAUUACUAUUAGACUUAGAGCAAAUAAUUUAGAGAAAAUAUGUUUGGCUAGCCAUCAUUUUUAUUAACAAUAACGCCUUGUAAAUAAAAUGCUGGCAACAAAUAAGGUACCUCAAAAAAGCUACUCAUGCAUUGCUAAUGCUAUCCCAUAUUCACUAUUUGCUGUUGGGCUUUUUACAAAAAA